GACGAGUUCUAUCUCCUCGACGAGAGCUCCCGUGGCACCGACGCCUGGAUUUGCAACGAGCAGUUGGCGGGAUGCUUCCAUACCACCGCCUGGUCCAGCAUCAAGUGUCGCACCUCCACCUCGGGGGGAAGCUGCGAGGCCUCUCUCGGUGGGGUGGUGACCGCCGACUUCGCCAGUGGAACUCUGGCGGAGAUCGCCUGUGCGCGUCGCCUGGAAGACGAAUUGUUGUCUGAGCUGUCGGGCGACUGGCAGCCAGACGAAGAGCCUCGAAAGCUACAAGGUACUGAUGACGAGGAACUGCAG
Symbiodinium sp. CCMP2456 is the source of this 303-nucleotide messenger RNA. NCBI's taxonomy places the organism in Eukaryota, Dinophyceae, Suessiales, Symbiodiniaceae. The record is from the annotation of a GenBank genome assembly.